Molecule: messenger RNA, 216 nt
Organism: Serpula lacrymans var. lacrymans S7.9
Lineage: Eukaryota; Fungi; Basidiomycota; Agaricomycetes; Boletales; Serpulaceae
Exons: 1
Coding region: 1-216 (71 amino acids)
Source: RefSeq, a predicted model, not a curated record
AUGACAUAUCGGACACAUCGUAGAUUGCAGAAGAUGCAGCAUCUUGUAGCAUCUGACCAAUUUGAUCAGCCUCACUCAACAGAUGCAUAUACCGCUCAACAGCCCGCUGAUGCUUCUUCGUCAAUUCAUGAGCAGCCGCAUUUCGUGCAGUUUGUUGCACAACAGCAUCAGAGCAUCAAAGACAAGUCCAGCGUCUGGAUUGAGGAUCACAGAUGA